GGCACAACACACCAUCUUCCCCCCCCUCUUCUAGCCGCCUACUUUAAUCCAGCGUCACCUCCUGCUCCGUCUUUCCUUUUACAUGCUUGCUCCCUGCGUCGCUUUCUCCGCUUCGACGAACUCCUUUUCCCUUGCGCGGGCCGGCUCCUGCUUUUUGUCCGCGGCGAUCGCUCUCUCGAUCGAGUUCAAUUUUGGACUCACCCGUCGUUUCGAAGCUCAGGUGUCUCUCCCCAUCUUUGCUUUUUGCACAGUCUGGAAUCUCCACGUUUUGAUCGGAGAAAUGAGUUGCAGAAAUGUGGGGUGACUAGAGAGAAUGGUCCGCCUCUUCUGAAACAGAGCGAGAGAGAUAGAAGGAAAAAUGGUUGUCCUCUUGCAGCUGAUCGGGGCAAAAGAUUCCUGAGGUUUCAUAUUCAGUUUUGGAUCCUUGUACUUUGUUGGAUUUUGAGGUUGUUUUCUUGUCGGAUCUGAUUCUGGCCUCCUGUAUGCCCUUCUUUUUGGAUUUUUCCCAUCUCACUCGGUGAUUUCGGCCAAAACCCAUUUGGGUUUUUCUUUUUCUCUUUCCCUAUUGUUGGAAUUUAUGUUUUAUGUCCUGAGUUUUGAGAUUGAAAUCGAGUUUUGAUCUGAUUGAUCAAAGCUUCCCGGUAGGACAAAGGUGGUGAACUGAUAAACGCUCCAAUAGAGGACCAUCAGAGGUUUUUAACCUUUUCGAAGUAUAAAAGAAUUGGGGGGUAUCAUUAGGGGGUUGAAAGUUUUGGAAGCUUUUGAAAAGUUGAAAACUUUUGUUUCCCUUGUCCUUUUGUACAUUGGCCACUUACUGUUUUCUCUUCUCCUUUUUCCUCCCCUUUGGGAUGAGUGCAAAUGUAUUGGCCACCGCAAUUCACACAUGAGCUCUUGCUUUUUCGGCCAUGGACCAAUCCGGGAUCUCUCUGUUGCAGAGAAUUCCAGUGUGACGAAUGACACAAGUAGCUUAGUUCAGGAAGAGUUCUUCUGACAUUUGGCUUCAACUAUGAAGAUUGGUACUGAAUCUUUUUCUAUUAUAUGUCCCGUAUAUUAACCUUGUGGAAAAUGUUCAGAAUUCGUAUUGAUGAUGAGACGGUGGUUCAAUAUCUGGUCCAUAAUGCUUCUGCAAAGCCCUUUCAGCACAAUGACCCCAUGACAACUGUUGAACAAAAGUCAAACAAGGACAGCACGAAGGAAAACCUAGGUGAUGUGAAGUACACUGAGGAUAUUGCUGCUCCAGUGCCGAUUGAUGUAAAUUCUGGAGAUGGAUUUUGGCCAGUGCCAGGAUUGAGCAAUCCGGAGGCUGACGAGGUUCUCACUGGGAGCGACAAAUUGACCGUAAAAAGUUCGUUUGCUUCAUAUACCGAUUGUAAUGGAGAAACAGAACUGUUUAAAGAGGACUUGGACCUUUUCACCGAUAAAACUGUCACCGCAUGUGAGGUUGAUAAGUCAAUUCCUUGUCACAAGGAAAAUCCAUUCUGUGAAGUGAAAGACAUCUGCGUAGACGAAGGUGUGCCCUCGCACAAGGUUACCUUGUCAGAAACUGAUGGAAAUAAGGAUCUGCAUGCCUAUUUGCCUAUAGAGAAGGAUGCAAAUGGUGACUUAGAUGCUCUGGAAUGUCCCAAAAAUUGUCUUGAGGAUUUUGUGCAGGCAGACACAAAAGGAGACAAAUUUGGGGAUGAGUUAUCCAAAGACAAAGUGACUCCUUUAGUCCAAGAGUUGGCUUCACAAAAUCUUGAACGAGAGUCUUCUUCUGAUGAUAUUGCUGAUGGAAUGAAGCCACCCUCUGCUGUGGGCUCAAAUGACGAAUCCAUGAUGGCAUGCUCGAAUUUGUCCACUGUUAAAAAACUAGAAUCAGUCAAAAGGAGCGAGGAGGAAGCUCCCCCAUCCCCCUCUUCUAUCAUCCAAGAAUUAAAUGGUACCACCCUAAUCCAUGACUCGCGAGAUAAAAGUGAGAUGGAUAAAGGAAGCCCCGAGAAGCGUGUCGCAACUGACCCAUCUCCAUCUGAAAGGUCAGAGUACAGGGAGCUUGUCAACGAGUUUUCUUACUGCAGGAAAGUGGAGAGCGGAAGUAUUACCUUCAGUUUCAAUGCUUCAGCACCUGAAUCGAGUGAUAGAGGGGAGAGUUCUAGCACUGGGAAUAAAGAACAGCAUGAGGGCCAGAAUGCGCAUAGACCGGAUGAAGCUUCCAAUAGGCGAACUGAUUCUUGCCUAGGACGGCAUGAUUUCGGAGAGUCAAGUUUCUCUGUGGCAGGCCCUGUGUCCGGUUCGAUAACUUACUCGGGACCGAUAACUUAUUCAGGAAGCCUCUCUCUCAGAUCCCUCUCUCUCAGAUCGGAUAGCAGCACGACCAGUGCUAGAUCCUUUGCCUUUCCAAUAUUGCAGUCCGAGUGGAAUAGCAGCCCAGUGAGGAUGACGAAAUCUGAUCGGCGACGGCUCGGGAAGCACAAGGGUUGGAGGCAACGGCUUCUGUGCUGUAAAUUCUGAAUUGCAUCUCCUCCCUACAAAUUCCUUUAGGUCAUUCUAGUUGUUAGAUAGAUGUAUACAUCUGCUUGUUUUCUGUUUUUUCGCUUGUAGGAUAUUAGGGCUGAUAGAUAAGCGUUCUUUGGUUGGAGUUUCUGGCUUCAUGCAUGUCUAAAUUUAUGCAGGGAUGUGUUCUUAUUUGCCCCCCCCAUUUCAUGUAUUCUCUCUCAUUGAGUUCUUUCCUACAUGAUCCUUGUAUGUCCUGGCAGCCUACAAGGAUCAUGUAGGAAGCAGUGGGGGCUUCAUGGCUCCCUAGGGAAUUGCCCCUUUAGAGAUUGGUAACUCUUUAAACACAGAAUGAAUCGAUUGCGGUCAUUCGAUGAA
Molecule: messenger RNA, 2847 nt
Organism: Rhodamnia argentea
Lineage: Eukaryota; Viridiplantae; Streptophyta; Magnoliopsida; Myrtales; Myrtaceae
Exons: 6
Coding region: 1039-2487 (482 amino acids)
Biological process (GO): regulation of asymmetric cell division
Source: RefSeq, a predicted model, not a curated record